GACGGCGCGGAGUGACGGCGCGAGAACAGCAGGGGGGGCGGCGGAGGGCAGGCGGCUGCGGCGGGGGCGGGGGGCGCGAGCGCGGGCGGCCGAGCGCCAUGGGCCCCCGGACCCCCGCGCUCUGAGCCGGGGCCCGGCCCGACGAUGCUGACGCCCAGGCGGCGCCGGGGGCGCGGCGCGGGGCAGCGCUGAAAGUUGGGCGGCCCGCGGGGAGCGGCGCGGGACGGCCCGGAGGCGCGGAGACCCGGAGACCGACGGACACGUCCACCUGCAGCCGGGGAGGGGGGCGGGGCCGGCCCGCCGAGUUCGCGGGGAGGGGGCGCCGGGACUCCCCUCUCCCCGCCCGGGACGCCGCCCGCCCGACCGCGCCGGGGGAUGUAGAGCCCGCUCACCGCCUCCUGGACCUUCGUCGGAACCUCCGCCCCGCGGCCCUGCGUCUUCCCAGGUGACCACGCCGGCUUCAGGACAUGCACGGGCACAGCCGCAACGGGCAGGCCCACGUGCCCCGGCGGAAACGCCGCAACCGCUUCGUCAAGAAGAACGGCCAAUGCAACGUCUACUUCGCCAACCUGAGCAACAAGUCGCAGCGCUACAUGGCGGACAUCUUCACCACGUGCGUGGACACGCGCUGGCGCUACAUGCUCAUGAUCUUCUCCGCGGCCUUCCUCGUCUCCUGGCUCUUCUUCGGCCUCCUCUUCUGGUGUAUCGCCUUCUUCCACGGCGACCUGGAGGCCGGCCCGGCGGCGGCGGCGGCGGGGGCGGCGGCGGCGGCGGCGGCGGCGGGGGGGGCCCCGCCGGGCGGUGGCGCGGCGGCCCCGGCGGCCCCCAAGCCCUGCAUCAUGCACGUGAACGGCUUCCUGGGCGCCUUCCUGUUCUCGGUGGAGACGCAGACGACCAUCGGCUACGGGUUCCGGUGCGUGACGGAGGAGUGCCCGCUGGCGGUCAUCGCCGUGGUGGUCCAGUCCAUCGUGGGCUGCGUCAUCGACUCCUUCAUGAUCGGCACCAUCAUGGCCAAGAUGGCCCGGCCCAAGAAGCGGGCGCAGACGCUGCUGUUCAGCCACCACGCGGUCAUCUCGGUGCGCGACGGCAAGCUGUGCCUGAUGUGGCGCGUGGGCAACCUGCGCAAGAGCCACAUCGUGGAGGCCCACGUGCGGGCCCAGCUCAUCAAGCCCUACAUGACCCAGGAGGGCGAGUACCUGCCGCUGGACCAGCGGGACCUCAACGUGGGCUACGACAUCGGCCUGGACCGCAUCUUCCUGGUGUCGCCCAUCAUCAUCGUCCACGAGAUCGACGAGGACAGCCCGCUCUACGGCAUGGGCAAGGAGGAGCUGGAGUCGGAGGACUUUGAGAUCGUGGUCAUCCUCGAGGGCAUGGUGGAGGCCACCGCCAUGACCACCCAGGCCCGCAGCUCCUACCUGGCCAGCGAGAUCCUGUGGGGCCACCGCUUCGAGCCCGUGGUCUUCGAGGAGAAGAGCCACUACAAGGUGGACUACUCGCGCUUCCACAAGACCUACGAGGUGGCCGGCACGCCCUGCUGCUCGGCCCGGGAGCUGCAGGAGAGCAAGAUCACCGUGCUGCCUGCCCCGCCGCCCCCGCCCAGUGCCUUCUGCUACGAGAACGAGCUGGCCCUCAUGAGCCAGGAGGAGGAGGUGAUGGAGGAGGAGGCCGCGGCCGCCGCGGCCGUGGCCGCAGGCCUGGGCCUGGAGGCGGGCUCCAAGGAGGAGGCGGGCAUCAUCCGAAUGCUGGAGUUUGGCAGCCACCUGGAUCUGGAACGCAUGCAAGCCACCCUCCCGCUGGACAACAUCUCCUACCGCAGGGAGUCCGCCAUCUGACCUCCAGGCCCCGCCCUCGUCACGUCCCACAGGAGCCUCUGCCCCGCCCCCCCCGGGGGGGGGGAGGGGGGGACGCCAGGACACGCCCCUCCACGCUCAGGAUAGAGCCGACCCUGGCUCCGUGGACCUUCUGGAGGGAGGUGGGGGCUUCAAAGACUGGGGAACCCCUCCCUAUUGACUCCAGAGCCCAGGCCUGGGAAGGGCCCAGGACACCCUCUGCCCUGUCAGCCGACCCGCUGGCGUCUCGGGGACCCCAGACCCACCACCCUUUUCCCACUGACACUUCAAGGACGUGCCCCCUUUGCUCUCAGAACCUUGGGGAAGGCGGCUGGACUGCUGGGGGGUGGGCAUCAUGGGGUUCUGGGGUGGGCAGGGGUUAGUGCAGGGGGGAGGGAGGGCGGGGGUGCGAUUCUUUUGCAUGACUGUGACCUGUUGUCUUGCCUUUCUUUUGUAAAUACCUAUAAAUGCAGAGUUGGAGGCACCGAAUCCACCUUCUGCCAUUUGUACCUGCAGGACAAGGAGGUGCGGUCCCUCUCGGUGAACCCCUCUCCCACCCCUCCCUGCCCGUCAAGCCUAGCCCCUUCCCCCUGCCCCGCUAGCUGGCUGGUCCCCAGAGCCAGCCAUCUUGGCCCCUGGAUGGUGUUGGGUUUGGGUGCAGAGGUGGGACCCCAAGGGGCAGGAUGAGGACCGUCCCCACCCCCACCCCCGUGGUCCCUCCAGGUCCCCGGGGUCCGGCCCAGAUUGACAAUGGAGUUUGUAACUAUAUAUUUUUAAUAAAGUAUAUGGUCCACUA
This is a messenger RNA of Leopardus geoffroyi (Geoffroy's cat), 2625 nucleotides long. RefSeq names its product potassium inwardly rectifying channel subfamily J member 4 (gene KCNJ4). Bases 468 to 1832 code for a protein of 454 amino acids. The transcript has 2 exons. Lineage: Eukaryota; Metazoa; Chordata; Mammalia; Carnivora; Felidae. Gene Ontology annotation, cellular component: plasma membrane. Gene Ontology annotation, biological process: potassium ion import across plasma membrane; regulation of monoatomic ion transmembrane transport. Gene Ontology annotation, molecular function: inward rectifier potassium channel activity. The record is from RefSeq and is a predicted model, not a curated record.